AUGGAGGGCAUUCACGGCGUCGAUGUCAGCUGGCUCCAUCAUUCGAACAAAGACAACCUCAACCGCGCGCAUGCACCCGCGGCCCCGGGAACCGCUCGUGACCCCUCUCCGCCCGCGUCGCAUAAUGCUGCCACUCCAGACAAACAGCCCGCGAAGAAGCCUGAGCCAGAGAAGGAGCAUACCGUAGACGCCGAGCACCACGAGGACGACCCGUCCGAGAAUGCUACAACUCCCUCCAAGGGCAUUCCAUCGAGGCCGAGGCUGCUCCACCGCGGCAGCUCGGAGAAAUCCACCAUCGGCACCUCCCCCGACCAAAAGCGGAGGGGCUCGUGGAUAUCCAGCAUCAGCGCAAAAUUCUCGUCAUCGCCGGGUAACACCGUUGGCACGAAUGGGCAGGGGGCAAAGUCGCAGACCAAUGCCACGCCAGGGAACUUGCCUAUAGCAAAUCCCUACUCGCCGGGUAUGGGCACCCCGUUGCCAAGUGUGAAGGAACAACAUCAGCAUGGUGAGAGCUUGGAGCCAUAUGUGCCGCAGCCACCUGAGCAGUCGCGAGUGUCUUUCUUGUCGAAUGCGCUUCGUCGCCUUUCGUCAAAUCAGCAAUCGGCGCCUCAGGGCAAGGCCCCGGCGAACGGUGGCAUGUGCCCCAGGCGCGUUAUGAAUGUUGACCCGAACCGCGAACGGUGCCUUGUGCCGGAGCUGGAUAGUUCGAAGCUACGCAGGGUUGCGUUCUGCGUCGACGUAGAAAUUGCCGGCGGCCCGCGGUACAAGGAUGACGAUGACUUCGACGAGAAGAAAAAACGGACAAAAGAUAAGAAAUUGAAGGAAAAAGGGGAAGGCGAGGCACUCAAACACCCUGAAGCCGUCGCGCAAGAGAAGGAUAAGGACGGCAUGGUACAAGUCAGUCAUGAGGUUGUUGGCAAUGAGCAAGCUCCUAAUCCUGAGGGCACUGUACUCGACGAUAAGAAGGACGGAUGUUCCUUAAAUAAAAAGAAGGAGAAAAAGAAACGUUCUGAAGCAGAGCGCAAGGAGCGCAAAGAGAAAAAGCGCCGGAAAGCUGAAGAGAGCGGAUCGGUACCCAUGGAAUACACACCAGACGGCUCCACGGUGGACGGCGUGCCUGUAAAACCUCAAGAUCGCCCGACAACCGACCCCUUGAGGAUAUAUCGGAGAUGCUGUCAGCUUAGGGAAACGCCGAUUCUGAAGCGAAUCAGCGAGCAGCUUGCGGAGAGCUCGAACCAUUCCGUCACCUCACCUGGAGUUGUCAACUGCUUGAACCUGACCGGGUCGAGGCUGACCUUGGCCGACAUGAACACGCUGGGCGAUUGGCUUGCAGUUGUGCCAGUCAAGAAGCUUCUCAUGGAAGAUGCUGAGCUUACAGAUGAAGGCGUGCGGGUAAUCCUGGCGGGUCUUCUAGCCGCGAGAUCUCCCGAUCAAAAGAAGCGCCAGCCAAUUGCUCCCAAGAUCGAUGGUAGCGAACCCGAGCAAUUCCAAGACAGGUCAGGGGUCGUGGAAAAGUUGAGUUUGAAGCACAAUCUCAAGAUCUCGCGGGAGGGUUGGAAGCACAUCGCUUUGUUCAUCUACAUGUGCCGGUCGUUGAAGGCGAUUGAUUUGUCUGCUAUUCCAUUUCCACAACCGCGAGUCCAGCCAAAGGCGCACCCCUCGGACACGAAGAAGCAGAUCAAAGUGCCCACGGACGAUAUCGCCGAGAUUCUCUGCAAAUCCUUGUCCGAGCGUCUGGGGGGAUCCUACUUGGAAGAACUUCUCAUGACUGGCUGUUCGCUGACGGCGGCAAACAUUCGCAAGAUUGUCGAUGGAGUCAUAGUCAGCGGUAUACAAAGACUGGGUUUGUCCAGCAACGCGAUUGACGACGAGGGCUUGGACCACGUCGUGCGCUACCUGCGUUCUGGCGUCUGCCACGGUGUGGAUCUUGGCGGUAACGAUCUGCGAGACCGCAUUGAGCAUCUUUGUGAGGGUAUCAACGAGAAAUCCCCGUUAUGGGCACUCAGUCUAGCGGAUUGCAACCUUACGCCGACUGCCAUCAAGCCACUCUUCCCGCACCUCGUGUCGCUACAGAACUUCCGGUUCAUCGAUCUUUCACAUAACCGCGAGCUGUUCUCGACAGAACCAAGCUCUCUCGCUACGCUCAGGAAAUACAUCCCUCAACUACGCUUCCUCAAACGAAUCCAUUUGGAAGAUGUUUCGUUGACGCCGCAGCAAGCAAUAGGCCUCGCGGAGGUCCUGCCGGAAUGCCCACAACUGGCACACAUCAACCUCCUGGAAAACCCGGAGCUGUCAGCUCUGGCCUCUGCAUCAGACGAGUCAUCACAAGAGGAGGCUUGUGCGGUGUAUGCGUCGCUCAUGGCUGCGGUCCGGAUCUCGGAAUCAAUCAUCUGCAUUGAUAUGGACGUUCCCAGCCAGGACACUAGCGAAAUCAUCAAGGCCCUUGCAAAACAAGUUGUUGCAUACUGUUUGCGUAACAUGGAGCGGGCUACGGUGCGUGAAACAACUCUUGCGGAUGGUAGCAAGGCAGUGGAGAUUCCAGAGGUUCUGCUGCAUAUUGUAGGUCACGACGAUGAAUCCGAGGGCUCGGACGAAGAGACGGCUGCGACUGACGAUGACUACAUCGUCGGAGGAACCGGACUGGUCAAAGCACUCAACUACUGUCUCCUUGAAAAGGUGUCGGACAACCUGCGCCGCAAGUCAUCAUUGCCGGGUAGCGGGACGGCUACACCGCGUAGCUCAAGUCGCAUGGGAAACAGGAACUCGGAGUCUCGUAGCGCAAAGGCGAAGACGAUGAGCAAGGACCUGUUGAACAGUGCGAGGAAGAUCAAAGCAAGGCUACAGCCGGCGCUUGCGAGGGAAGCGAGGGCUGGUGAUGAUAUGGCUUACAGACGUCUACUCUUCCUUGAGAACACCCUCCAGGGUAUCAUUCAGCGCUUCGAGGCCGAGUACCCCGAAUGCCGCAUCUCGCCUAGCCCCAGCACCGGCCCGGACGCCGCCGCCCUCGCCGCGUCCCUCGAGUCUCUCUCGCAGUCGUCCGCCUCGCGGCCAAACUCUCUCGCCGAGUCGGGCCCGCCCAACGACCGCGCCUCAAUCACGACCGCGCCCACCGACACACGGGACUCAGCGUUCUUCGACUCGGACGACGAAGACAUCGACCUGCCGCCCCUGGGCCUGCGCUCACGGCACAACUCGGACGUGUCGCUCGCGUCACGGGCGCAGACGCUCGAAGAAGGACGGAUCCACCGGCUGGGCCAGUCGGUGCGGCGCGAGAUUCUGCGGCCGCAGAUCGAAGACCACCUGCACGGGACGACGGGGACGGAGCCGCCGGAGCCGCAGCAUCUGGCGGCGCUGCGCGAGCAGCUGUUCACUAUGUCGGGCGACGAGCUGCGGCACCGCGUGCUGCGGCAGGGGUGGGAGGAGACGGUGCGCCAGAUUGGCGCCAAUGCUGAGGAGCUGCGCGUGCUGGAGCGGGAGCGGCCAGAGGAGUUUUCGCGCUGGAAGGAGAGCCAGAUUGCGGCGCAGGUGAAUGCGGGCAUGUUGAGGCCUGGGGCGAUGGGUGUGGGUGUCGGUGCACUGGCUGACGCGAAGCGCAAGUCGUCGAGCAGUGAUGAGGUGGCGGUUGAGGACUGA
Messenger RNA from Aplosporella prunicola CBS 121167, 3633 nucleotides. RefSeq lists its product as uncharacterized. Bases 1 to 3633 code for a protein of 1210 amino acids. Lineage: Eukaryota; Fungi; Ascomycota; Dothideomycetes; Botryosphaeriales; Aplosporellaceae. Gene Ontology annotation, cellular component: nucleus; cytosol; perinuclear region of cytoplasm. The transcript has 3 exons. The record is from RefSeq and is a predicted model, not a curated record. Gene Ontology annotation, biological process: nucleocytoplasmic transport; activation of GTPase activity. Gene Ontology annotation, molecular function: small GTPase binding; GTPase activator activity.